AGCGGCGCGCGAGAGCAUGAGUAGACGAGAGGGUCCCCGCGCACGCGCUAUUAUUGUUUUGACUGAAAAUGCCGUCGGUUUCGAAAACGGCGGCGAGCGCUUCUCCUCAAACCGAGAAACCAACCCACUAUACAUAUUUGAAGGAGUUCAGGACCGAGCAGUGCCCACUGUUUUUGCAGCACAAAUGCACACAGCACAGACCCUUUACGUGUUUCCACUGGCAUUUUCUCAACCAGCGAAGACGGAGACCUAUCCGGAGAAGAGACGGGACUUUUAAUUACAGCCCAGAUGUGUACUGUACCAAGUAUGAUGAAACAACAGGGAUAUGUCCCGAUGGAGACGAUUGCCCUUAUUUACACCGGACCACCGGUGACACAGAGCGCAAGUACCAUUUACGCUACUACAAGACCGGCACCUGCAUUCAUGAGACAGAUGCCCGUGGACAUUGUGUGAAGAACGGCCUCCACUGCGCCUUCGCUCAUGGACCACAUGACCUUCGGCCACCGGUUUAUGAUAUCAGAGAGAUCCAGGCACAGGAAGCUCUGCAGAACGGCCAGUUGGGAUCCGGGGAGGGAAUUCCUGACCUGCAGCCGGGUGUGCUGGCCAGCCAGGCCAUGAUUGAGAAGACCCUAAAUGAGGACCCACGUUGGCAAGACACCAAUUUUGUUUUGGCCAACUACAAAACUGAGCAGUGCACCAAGCCUCCACGUCUAUGCAGGCAGGGCUAUGCCUGUCCCCACUAUCACAACAGCAGAGAUAGGAGAAGAAAUCCCAGAAAGUUCAAAUACAGGUCGACGCCCUGCCCGAGUGUAAAGCACGGUGAUGAAUGGGGCGAACCCUCCAAGUGUGAGAGUGGGGACAGCUGUCAGUACUGCCACUCUCGCACCGAACAGCAGUUCCACCCAGAGAUUUACAAAUCUACUAAAUGCAACGACAUGAGGCAAACUGGAUACUGCCCAAGGGGACCAUUCUGUGCUUUUGCACAUGUGGAAAGAAUUCCUUCCACAGAGGAGACCAUGAACACGUUGCUCUCAGCAAUGCAGUCGGGCUCUCAGUCCAAGCUGGGCUCCCAGCAAUAUCCAGAGUGUCCAAUCAACGAGUGGAGCGCCAACACGAAUUCCAUCACCAGCAGCGCGAGUAACAACGGCCAGACAGGAAACGUAUCAUGCUCUAAUAGUCCGACUGUAACACCAAGCUCAGGGAGCAACAGUUCUUUGUCCCCAAUUGGACCCAUCGGCAGGCCAAAAUGCUUUACUAAUGGUAGCUUAUGUUCAGAGUCCACCACGUCCAGUGUUUCCUCUCCGACGUCUAACUAUCCCAAAGCUCCGGGUUUUGAACGGGAGGAUCAGGCAAAGAACCAGAAGAGCCAGUCUGGGGAAAAUAAUCAAAAGUUAAUGGACCAAGACAAACAGGCUCACGGCGGUGUGUUCUCAGUGGUGAACCCGCUAGCGUCCAGCAUUACAUCAAGCAUCACGUCCAGCUUGGCCUCCAGUAUCGGAUCUGACAGUUCGUCACCCACCACUUUAUCAACCAUGAAUGCAAAAGCCACGCCUUUCUAUCCAGGCAGCAAUACUGUGGAGUCAGUAAUAGGAUCUGCACUUGACCUAAAUUUUAGUGACAUCAAUGUUGCCUCCCUCGACAAAGAGCUGGAGGACCAGGACAACAAUGGCCUUGGUUUAACAAAUCAGAGGUUAUUAGGAGGCUCUGCUCCUGUCAAUAUUCCUGGCUCUCUGGCUCGGUCUUCCUCUCUGCAUUCCUCGUCGUCUCUAUCCGCCUCCCCGCUCAGCUCGCUGUCUCAAUCCCUGUCCCAGUCUCUCCUCACUGGAAUGGCCUCCCAGCAGAGCCAGCCACAGGCACCACCUGUUAAAACCGAGCAUGGCCUUCUAGGAACACCCACGUCUACACAGAACUCCUUAGGUCUGAAUGGCGGAGCAGGGAGUAUAUGGGACUUUAUGAGUGGCAGCUUCUCUCCCAGCCCGUCUCCAGUGUUCAGCAGCCUUACUUCCAGCACGGUCGGCUCCAGCAGCGCAGACAUCGGCCGGCUCCUCCGAGAACUGGAUGAAGCCAAGCGCAAGAUAAAGCAAUGGGAGGAGGCCUGGCACCAAGUCAAACAGGCCUGUGAAGCGUGGCAGAAAGACGCUCACGAAGCGAAAGAACAAGCUAAAUCGGCAGAGGCGGAGCGGCAGCUGGCAGAGCAGAAGCGAGAGGACACCGAGCGCAAGCUGAAGGAACUGCAGGGAGACUUUGACGUUUUGUGUCGCUCCCCCAACACGCCUCUCCUGCGCAGCUACGGCGAGCUGGACCAGCUCCCUCUGCCAAAGCUCCGCUCCAUCCAGAGCCAGCUGCGCUCUGACCUAGACCUCAUAGACGGGGUAAUAUAUCAGCUUCAGUCAAAGAAAUGUAUAGUUUGCCAAAAGCAUGAUCGUUCCAUUGUCCUGCAGCCUUGCCAACAUUAUGUACUUUGUCAGAACUGUGCGUCUGGUAAAACGGAAUGUCCUUACUGUAAGACGAAAAUAUUGAAGUGGUGAUGUACAGCUAUCCAAGGUACUAUUUAAUGAUUUAGCCCUUUGAAGAACUACUAAUACAUAAUAUUAUUAUUAUUAUUAUUAUUAUUAUUAUUAUUAUUAUGCUUACAGUUUCUAAAUAGCAUUUUUUUGUUUUUUUUGUUUCAGUAUUUCAUAUAGUGAUUCAAUUGAUUUGAUUUAUUAGAAUCUAAGUGGUGUUUGACUGAUACAAGUACUUAAAUGCAAUACCUGUUCUGUACAAGCUAGAUUUUUAUCAAUUUUCAUAAAGCAUUAAACAAUUUCCCCUUGGCAUUUUUAGUCAGUUGGCCCUGAUUUGACUGUUAGCAACAAAAUCAUCGGUCCGACGCCACUGUUGCUACUAGCUGUAUGAAGAGGAUUCAUUUCUUGUUAAAAGCACUUUGUUGACUUGGAAAUUUGUCUGAGGGUAUUUUUUUUUUUUUUUUUAUAGAAAUUUUGCUUUAAGCUGCUUUUGUAGUUGUUUUUUCUUUUUUCUAAGAUUUAUAUUUUUUUUUCCCCAAAUAUGCUAAAGUAUGAAGCUUUUGUGUGUACUGUGAAACAUAAUAGAAUAUUUCAUUUUUUUCUUACUGUUAAAUCAUGGUAUAGUGUAUAUAACUUGUUAGUUUUCAUAUAAAAUAGUACUAAAUAGUAGUUAAUAUUACUUUCAUUGUUACUUAAAUUUUUCAAUCAAAUAAGUGCAAACUUUGAAUGCAUUUUAGGCAUAACCAGCAGCUGUAAUAUCAGUAAGGCACAUACUGUAUGCUAAGGCAUUUAGUAAACCGAUUUCUCCGUCUUAUAGUGACUAUUUAGAUAUACAUUAUGUAGUUGUUAAAUGAGCACAUGUGUUCUGAAGUCCUCAGCAACACAGUUAUUUUUUUGUUUUUUUUGGACUUCAGCCUUUCAGAUAUGUCAGAACAUAUAUCUGAUUCCUGGCCACUCCCUCUUAAGUGCCUUGCCUUACAAACAUUCGAAGCAUCUGUGAAGAGUUUAGGAUUGUAGUACAAAACCCAUCAGCUUGUGCAAAGUUCUGCAAAGUAUGUAUUUUUCAGUAGUACCAUAUUAUCGGAGCCCAAUUCAGUACUAGCGUAUUUCCGAGAGACUUCACCCUGGUCGGUGCCUGAGCUCUUGAGGUUCAGCUAAACAAUCGUUCCCUCUUCUUCAUUAACGAUGGUGCUUUUUGGGUGCAGCUUCAUUAUCGUUAGAAAUGUUGAAUCAUCCUUAAUUUAAAUGUGUAGGGAUAUUCAAAUCAGGAAAUGUUUGUGUGUUUCUUUGAUUGCAAAAACUGGCUUAGUACAUUUCUGUUUAUUGAAAUGUGUAGAAUUGUAGUGCUCUGUAGUGUUUACAGACAGAAAUCGUUAGUGUUUUUUCGUAUCCAAAUUCGACAGUGUAAUGUGCUUAGGUAAUCUAAUUGAAAUGACCUGCUACUGUGUUAUCUGAAACUUUUUUUUUUUUUUUUUUUUUUUUUCCUGUUCCUUUCAUAUUUACACCAACGAGUUUGUGCGGUAAAUUGUCAGGUACACAAAGGUGCAAGUUCUUUUUCUUAUGAAACCGGGAUAAACAGUUUACUUCAAAAGGGAUGGUUAUUGAGGAUCUAAUUGUCCAGACCCUCUUUCUUUUUCUUUCUUUCAGCUUCACAAGGCAAAGACAGUGUAUAUAUGAUUUCUCUCUGCUUUCUUUCUUGCAUUGUAUCUAAAUCCACAAGGUCUGUAUGUAGCUCAUGUUUUUGACUGAUUUGUCACUGCAUGUGUCAGUGUGUAACUUUUGUUAACCAGCUGAAGCUCUAGAUCACACUGCCAAAUGUAUUGAGCAGACUUAUCCAGUUGUUGGUCAGGCAUCACAGUCGAGCGCUCAAAGUAUUCAAAAAUAUUUUUUAAUGCAUUGACUAUGUGCUUAUCUUUUCUAGUUCGAUUAGCAAAGACAUGUUCUCGUUCGUACGGAGGUUGACGUAGAUAGGUUGAAAUGGAUCAAAGGAGCUCUGGAUGUGAUGUUUCUAACACUCAAGUGUUCAAGAGCUUUGCAGACGUGUCACUUUGUUGAGGAAUUAGUUCCAUUAUUUGGUUAUUGGACCAUAACAUAGGGUUUUGUUGAACUAUAAAAUGUGGUUAAUGUGUAAGAAUUCACACGACAUUUAUUUCACAAAUUAAGAGUGCGGUCAAAUCAAAUGUGGACUUUACUCAAAUGAACCAAAGUGGUAUUGUAGUUUAUACUUGUUUCAAAGUUCAAUUGAAGUGGUGUACAAUUACUAUGUCAGUUUUUCAAUGUUUAAUUUGACAGGACAACUAUGCCAACUGCUUUUGCUGACAAUAUUAAUGGACUGAAUGCCCAUUUUUGUAGUUUCUACCAAAGACCUUUACUAUUCUUAGUUCUCACUUCAAUUUUAUAACUGCAUUUUCAUUUUAACAUUUUGAGGAAAUAGUUAGAAAAAAAUGACCAAACCUAGUACCUUAUUUACAUAAUGUGCAUUCAAAAAAUCCUAAUGAAUCACAAUUCUUUAACUUAAUAUAAAGAUUGUGUUUCUUUUUUUUUUUCUUUUCUUUUUUUUUUUUUUGUUGUUCAAUUUCUCAGUAAAAAUGAUAACAUAGUAUUGAAUUGGCUGUAAUCUACAGUGAAGGAAUGUCAUAGUAAUGAAUGAAUAUUUGUGUUAAUAUUCUUAAGUGGCCAUAUGGAUUAGUGCUUAUUUGAAGUAUAUAUUAUUUCUUUUUUAUACAAAUAGUACUUGCUUGUAAAAUUCUGAAAUCAGUUUUGAAACAUUAGUUGUUGUGCACUACUUGUAUACUGUCAGGAAUUUAAAAGAGUAUCUCGGCCCGCAAGGUGCUUUCUUUAGUUUCCAUUUGACUGGUGUUUGUUUUUCUGUCUGUUUAGUUGGGAUUCUUCAGAAUUUGAAUAUGAAAUAGAAAAUCUUUUAACUUUUUUUUUGUUUUCUUCUUGAAGUCUAUUAUUGUAUUGUCAAAUGUUGUCUACCAUGGCUGUGUAGAACUUAUUUGAUUGUGAUGUAAAAUGGGUCCCUUGCUCAUGCUAGUUGAAAUGGCUGAGACAGACAUUGGGUUACAUUUCUAUAAAAAUUUUCAAAUAUUCCUAGCCUUAAACCUCACUUUUUGGCCUAGUUACAUUUGCAUGUUGUUAUAGUAAUGAAUAAAUAAAAAAAUAUAAUUGUUCAACAUAGCAAAAAAAAAAAAAAAAAAUGUAGACCUGCACUUAAAUGUCUGAUUCACGACCAGUCAUUCUGCUUGAUAAUAUUGUUAAAUCUUAGAAGGAUCAAGUCUCUUUGGAACAAAUUUGUGCCUUUUAAUAAAACCACAUUGAAAGUAUUUUUCAUUGAACAAAUGGGUAAGCCCAGCUUACGAAAUGAGCCGAAUUUUAGUGCCUUGGGACAUUUUAAAUCUGUAUUUCUCAAUGCACGAGAGUCCUGUCACAGACUUUCUACAGACCAGUGUAUUAAUAAUACAUAAUUACUCUGCCAUGCCUUUGAACGUUUCACUUUGAGUAAUAAGUGAUUCUGAUAGAGAAAUACUUACUCAUGUUGAAAGUCAGGAACAGUUAAGGUGUUUUGCAAUGAUAUUCUCUACCAAGGGUGUUAAAAGUAGCAGCUCAUCUGAACAGUUUAUGAAGUAUGACAAAAUUAAUGUGGAAUUGUUAUAAAAUCUAGUCGUUCCAAGUUUGGACUUCGGACUGAUUUUCUGUGUUAUUGGUUUGCUUAACAGUGAUUUUUCUGUACAAAAUUUAUAAUAAUGGCAGAUGGUAAUCUUUUAGUCCACAGCAUGAUCUUUCUAAAGCCCCUCUGUCUGCAUCAGCCAUUUUAAUACCAACUGUAACUGAAGAUGACCAUUUAACAUUGAUGUAAGACCAGGCAUCUGUAUUUAAAGAAGCACCAAGGACUCUUGUUUAGCAAUGUGUAAAUUAAUGUAUUGGAAAUUUACCAUAAUGCUCUGCAGUGGAAAUAAUCAUUUCUUCAUUUCUUUUUGCAUUCUUGUGGAUUUCUUUUGUUCAUUUGUUUGUUUUUCUAAUUUUGUUCUCUAUCAGUAGUGUGAUUUAUUGAACCUAAGGAUUUAUGCAAUCUUGUAUAUACGUAUUACAUAUGAAACUGGUUAAAUUUAGCAAAUUAGCCAGGGGAGGGAAGGGGGGUGGGGUAACAAUUACAAUAGUAAACUUUUGUAAGAGGCUAAAAUAAUAAUAAGAAAAAAGAUGCCAGAAUUUUUGGAACCACUGUUCCCUAUAAUUAAUGUUACGGUUAUUCGAACAUUAAAUCCCUGAAUAUUGAAUGUACCAUUCAAAUUAGAUUUAAAAUGGGUCACUGGAAUAACUUAGAGAACAGUUAAUCUAUAAUGAUGUAGCACUAGUUUUGUGAAUUGCGAUACAUUACAUUACAAAUAAAUUUAUAAGUUAAACAAUUGCAGUUUUCAAGUUUGUGUAUUUAUCCAUGUAACAAUUUGAUGGAAAUAUGAGAUGUAUUUUUCUCAGGGUUUUACAGGAGAACUGUAGAAUAGAGAGAGAUGUCCAAUUUUCAAAGGAAACUGCAACUCACAGAUUUAUUAGCUCAAAAGUCAAAAUGAGGAAAACAUUUAUAUUGUGAGGAAGAAACAUAUCCCUUAUUUUGGUACAGUAUGCAUCAAUAUAUAGAACAGCUUAUAUUCUAAUUAGUGUUGAAAUACUAUACAAUUUGCUGUCAAUAUAAUACUUUGUGUAUGUGUUGUCAACACAAGACCUUAAAACAUUUACUGGGAGUUGUGUGUUUAAGUUAUGGAGGCUUCUUUAUGGAAUAGUUGUACGUUUUUAUGCCGUGCAAGGCCAGAGAGGUUUUUCUUCACUAGAAUUACUUAAGAUGGUAUUAUUUAUAAUGCAUAAUCUUUUUCUUGUAGUGUAUCAUUUAAAAUUGUUAACACUUGUCUACACUACAGCAGUUAUGCAAUGGUUUACAGAAUUCAUGGAAUUAUUUUUGUCAUCAUGGGAAUUAAAUAAUUUUUGAUCUUUAA
Megalobrama amblycephala (Wuchang bream) is the source of this 7492-nucleotide messenger RNA. It is a transcript of the gene unkl, whose product is annotated as unk like zinc finger. The record is from RefSeq and is a predicted model, not a curated record. Gene Ontology annotation, molecular function: metal ion binding. Lineage: Eukaryota; Metazoa; Chordata; Actinopteri; Cypriniformes; Xenocyprididae.